AUGUCGACUAGCGGCAAACUCACCGACUGGGUCAAGCCCGGCGACAAGACGGGAGAGUACAAGCGACAGGUCAGCUCGUUCCGCGACUCGAUCUCUCGCGAGAGUGGUGCCAAGUACCCACCCGAGAAGGGGCGUUAUCACCUCUACGUGAGCUAUGCAUGCCCAUGGGCUCACCGCACCCUGAUUACGAGGAAGCUCAAGGGCCUUGAUGAAUUCAUCUCCUUUUCCGUCGUGCACUGGCAUCUCGCCGAAGGCGGAUGGCGCUUCGUGACCAAGGAUGAGAAGUUGCCGGGCGACAACGUAGUGCCCGAUCCCAUGGAGGGGCACGCCACGUUCACCCACCUCCGACAGGUGUACUUUGAAUCCAGCAAGGAUUACGAGGGCCGCUUCACCGUCCCAGUCUUGUACGACAAGAAGACGAAGACGAUCGUGAACAACGAGAGCAGCGAAAUCUUGCGCAUGCUCUCGACGGAGUUCGACGACUUGAUCGACGAAAAGUUCCGCAAGGUUGUCCUGUAUCCGGAGAACUUGCGAGCGGAAAUCGACGAGACGAACACGUGGACGUACGACCUCAUCAACAACGGCGUCUACAAGUCCGGCUUCGCGACGACGGCCGAGGCGUACGAGCGCAACGUCAUCGCCCUGUUCGAGGCGCUCGACAAGGCGGAGAAGCACCUGGGCAGGCAGAAAGAUGGUCCCUACUACUUUGGAAAGAACCUGACCGAGGCCGACAUCCGGCUGUACGUGACGCUCGUGCGCUUCGACCCCGUCUACGUGCAGCACUUCAAGUGCAACAUCCGGGACAUCCGUUCGGGCUACCCGCAACUGCACCGCUGGAUGCGCAAUCUGUACUGGAAGCACGAGAGCGGCGCGUUCAAGGCGACGACGCAGUUCGAGCACAUCAAGUUUCACUACAUGCGAAGCCAUACGCAGAUCAACCCGCUGUCCAUCGCCACCGUCGGACCGCUGCCGCACAUCCUACCUCUGGACGAGGAGGUAGCCGCCGUCGCUGCCGCUCUGGGACCAAAGGUUGGUGACUGCAGCGGUGGAAAGAUGGAUGCAUCCUCCUAUGGAUUCCUGCUUCCUACAUAUUACCUAAACGUCCGUCACCACACAUCAUCCUUUCCGACACCUUCUGCUGUUGUGACGGGCCACGUUUACCGAUGGGCAUCACAGCCUCACCGCCCUGAUAUGGCCUUUCGAUACUCAGCAGAUUUUCUGCUGCACCUGCGGGAUUCGCCACUAUGCACCCGACCAGAUAACUUGCCCCCGACGGACGAGUGGAUGGGUGCACCGCUUGAACAGCUCCGUGCUCAAAACAGAACGACAAAUGACAGGUCCCGUACGAAUGACGUCUCGCUUCUCGACCAAGGCAACCGACGCUCCGCCGUCGAUCGCCAGGUAUCGCGCAACACCGGUAACCCCGAUGAAAUUGUCUUUGGCCCACCCCGCACCGCGUUUGCCUCCGCGCGAGGCAUAAAGUCCUCGGACAAUGAUAAGGGUGGCAAGGAAUCCGACGGACAGGGUCGGGCUGGUCUUCGAGUCCGAAGCGGUGAAGUUGAUGCCGAUCGACUGCGUGACGGACGGACGCCGAUCCGCCGCGGCGAUGCUGACCAGGACAGCGAUGGCUGGAGCACCGUGAAGCCUCGCAAGAGUUUCGGUACCGAUGGCGCCGAGCGCUUUCACGGCAAGAUGGGCGGCAACUUCCGGGAUGACAGACGCUCCCAGAAGGAUCGGGACGAUAGAGACGCGACGCGAGAUCGUCAAACGAGAACCUUGGACGGUGGCAAUCGAGACAAGGAUGGUGCCGAUUCCGACAGCCGCCCACGCAAUGGAACGACGAGAAACAAGCUCGACACCUGGCGAUCAGGCAAUGAUGCCAAGGAAGCUCCCGCCGCGACGGAGAAGCGUGACCGCGACCGAACAAAAAGCUGGCGCGAUCGUGAUCGUGACGCCGACGCCUCGGACGACCGUCCCGCCGGCAGGACCACCGACAGACGCUGGGGCCGUGACCGAGAUCAGAGGGUCGAGCGUGAGCCCGAGUGGCUCGACGAGCCUCAGGUGGACCAGCGGGAAGCCCACACGCAGCAAGACUUCCAGAAAUGGAUGGAGCAGAUGAAGGCCGCUAAGAGCGGUAAUUCUCCUGCCGCAAGGGGUCCUCCCGCCCCAACCGAGGCCGCCGUCGACCCUUCGAAGCCUCAAGCAGCAUCCUCGUCCGCCGCCGACGCACCUGACAAGUUCUUCAUGGCCUUUGGUUCCACCCCGAACAUGGAAGUCACGAGUCCGCCCGAGCAGACGGACGCGAGCAGCAAAGCGAAGGCGGCCGGCAAGUCCUCGCGCUUCACUUCCUUCUUUGCCCAGCCCCAGCCCGAUGGCCGGUCAAGGACCGAGGCCGCCACGCCUCUCGCCGGACCGCCUGCCAGCCUGCUCUCCGCAAUGGCCGGAGCAGGUCAGCCGCCGGGGACCGCUGGCGCGCCCGAGGAGGAACGCCAAGCCUUCCAGCAGCUCCUUGCCAAGUUGCAGAAGCAGAGCCUGGCCGCCACACCGCCAGAGGCGCCUCCCUUUUCUGCUCCCCCACAGCGCAACCCUAUGGAGAUGGGGAAGCAGGCCGGACAGGCGGAGCCUCCCCAGCAGUUUGGCGCCGAGCGACGCGAUGGUCCUCCGGCCAACCACCCUCCAGCUCAGCAACCCCGAGAUAUCCUUACUCCUCAGCCGCAACCCCAGGGCACCCGCCCCGACCAGCUGCUGCAAGACCUCGUUGGCCAUCACAACCGGGUUAGUAGCCAGGGGUCGAUGCGGGUCGAUCCGAACACGGUUCGAAACACCAGCAACACCGAGUUCCUCAUGAACCUCAUGAGACCUGCCUCCGACCUGCAGCAUUCGGACCUGCAGGCACGCCUGCAGCAGGCGCAGCAGCCCCAGAAGCCGCCGCCGCCCAUGGCUCCCUACGGCGAACGCGAGCCCGAGUUUCCAGGCAGGGAGAACCGUCAAGCCCCGCGCCAGGGACGACCUCAGCCGCCACCCGGAUUUCUCAUGGACGAAUCCUUCCAUGCGGACCCGGAUCAGCGACAGGGCCAAACUCCUCAGAUCUUGCAGCGGCCUAUGCCUCCACCUGGUUUGGACCAGAUGCCUCCCGAAUGGAUGGCAAGAGGGCAGAUGCCGCCGCCUCAGCAGCGCCCGCCGAUGGGUCCGCCACCUGGAUUGGCCGCCGGGCUGGGUCGCAGCAUGCCCGUGCCGCACAUGUUUCCUCCCAACUUUCCUCCCGGGGCCAUGCCUCCUCCGCCGGAAGCCAUGAGCGGGAUGCCGCCUCGCAACAUGCCGCUGCCACCACCGGGCUUCUUCGCUGGCCCGCCACCGCAAGGCUUCAUGCCCCCGGGCCUAGCUGGGUUUAAUGGGCCUCCCGGCCCAGACUCGCACGGCUUCACCGGACCACCCUUUGAAGCACGUGGCAUGCCUCCCCCCGGUAACCGUGGAGCAAGCUAUGGCCGGCCUUAG
Messenger RNA from Drechmeria coniospora, 3495 nucleotides. RefSeq lists its product as uncharacterized. Gene Ontology annotation, cellular component: cytoplasm. The record is from RefSeq and is a predicted model, not a curated record. Lineage: Eukaryota; Fungi; Ascomycota; Sordariomycetes; Hypocreales; Ophiocordycipitaceae. Gene Ontology annotation, molecular function: glutathione transferase activity. The transcript has 9 exons. The coding region runs from base 1 to 3495 and encodes 1164 amino acids.